CCAUCAAGCUUAGCCAAUAUGGCAAAACAAGAGGCUUUAAGUUCUAGCCAGCAUAGCCUACUCGUUAGGGCCUGUUCUGCCACUGCAGAACCGACUCCUGGGUAUGUCUACAAGGAUAUUAUUGACAUGGUUGUGAGGAACCCUAAUACGUUAUCUUAUGUUGAAAGUUUCUUGUUAAAGAGACUUGAAUCAAAUGAGCCUUAUGUUAAGUUCAAGUGCUUAAAGCUAUUGAAAAACCUAUGUGCAAGGUUACCUCAUGAAUUCGACAGAAACAGAGUUUGCCAAAGCCAGGCUGUUGCAGACGCACGCAACUACAAAGCGCCAUACAGUGAAUAUGAUGGUGACUACCUAUGUCACAUGGUAAGGAAUGAAGUGGAAGAUCUGCUUAAGGUGGUGUAUGCCCAGCAGGUUCCUGACCUAGGUUCGAACAAUUUACGUGGUUCCGACCAAAACACCAUGGUUGGUUUUGGCAAUAUGCCGUCAUCUCAAGGAAUUGGUAGUAUGGGUGGUGUAGCAUCGCCUAAUCAGAUGAAUUACUACGGGCAAGGGCAACCUGCCACAGGAUUUGGUAAUAUGCCCACAUCACAAACAGCAUCUAGCACCUCAGGAAUUACUUCAUGGUUCACCGGGAGAUCAUCGGCAGCACCGGCUCAGGGCAAUUAUAACACUGGGAACAUGUAUGGUUUCGGGAAUACCCAGCCAAGGAGCCAGUCGAAGCAGUCUGUAGGUGGCAGUGCUCUUAAAUUAAUAUCAGACGUGGCGACCAAGUACCUUCCCGAUUCAGUCGUUAGUAAAAUCGAACGUGUUGGGUCAUCAUUCGUAUCUACGGCGUCUGAUAAAUUCGGAAAACACGUUUCCCCCGUUGUUGAUAUGAGGAAGAAACCCGAACGUUUCGGUUAUUCCGACAACUUUCCAACUGCAAACCGCCAAUCACCGCGUAUGGACCCAGGAUCACAAUCUAUUCCCGCUGAAAGGACACUACUGCCGUCACUCAUACAGUCACCUGAUAAUAGAAUCAACUCAUCAGAAGACCUAUCUGGUGAAUCUGAGGCCAGACUCGUAAAGGAUAUGUUAACAUUUAGCGGUAUCAAAGUGACACCGUCACAGCAGAUCAUAGAUGAUUUCCUUACAAGAUUAAAGGAUAUGAACAUGCGUUACGUGGUAUAUGAACUUAUAACAUGCCUGAAUAAUAGGUCAAACACAUGGCAAACGCAGUUAAGAGUGCUUUGUUUCUUCGAAGUGCUGAUGACAAGUGCUAACAUGACAGAAGAUGUAAGAAGCUACGCCAACGCUGAAUUGGAGCCCAUACUAAUCAAGUGUCGAGAGGAAAGUAGACUCAAAAAUAAAGCUGAUAGGCUAAUGCAACUAAUAGGAGAGCCACAACGCACACAUCGGAGUGAAGGAGAACUUAUAAGCACACUAGGGUCGAACGAACAAUACGAAAAGCAAAACUCUAAACAAAGCCAAUUGGACAUGGAUCUGUUUGCCUCUACAGCACCUGCUAAGAACGAAGAAAAGCGUCACGAACCUUUGAGAAACAUCCCUAGUGAUUUUACCAACUCAAACUUCGAUCUGAUGGACAGCUUCUCUCCUGUGAGUAGCAUUCGCACACCUCAGCAAAGUAUGAUUAACCCCGCAGCAAAAUCGAAACCAGCUGACGAUAUCUUCGACUUUGAUCAAUUGACCAUCAAUCCAGCUAAAAGCAACACAACAAUCACUGAACAGGAUAUAUACGCGGCUCUUGAUAAGGUUACCUUCCAACCCCAGGCACACAGUUGAUGUAAU
Messenger RNA from Babesia bovis T2Bo, 1785 nucleotides. RefSeq lists its product as uncharacterized. Lineage: Eukaryota; Apicomplexa; Aconoidasida; Piroplasmida; Babesiidae. The transcript has a single exon. Gene Ontology annotation, cellular component: trans-Golgi network membrane. The coding region runs from base 19 to 1779 and encodes 586 amino acids. The record is from RefSeq and is a predicted model, not a curated record.